ACCAUCACGCUGAUGUGAAAUCAGUCACUGGGUUUAUUACAGACUUGAUACGGAACUUCACAGUCACUUUCGCAGUGAGCAAAACGGCAGCAGCAAUGAGAGAACAACAUUUCAAGGAUAAUUUCUGGAACACCGAUAUCACCUGUACAGCUGGAUAUGACACCAUAAUCCAACACUUGAAUGAUGGGAAAAGGACCUGUAAGGAAAUCGAAGACUUCAUGAAAGCCAGAGCUGCCAUAGAAGAAAAGUAUGCCAAGGAGCUGCUGGGGUUGUCAAAAAAAGUGUGUGGACACAGUGAAAUGAACACCUUGAAACGAUCCCUUGAUGUUUUCAAAUUACAAACAGAAAACAUAAGUUUGUCUCAUCUGCAUUUGGCCCAAACUAUGAGGGAGGAAGCCAAAAAAUUAGAAGACUUCAGAGAGAAACAGAAAGAGGCUCGGAAGAAGGUAGAACAGCAAAUGGAUGCUCUUCAUAAACAGAAAGGAGCUCAAUAUAAGAAAACAGCUGAGGCAAAGAAGAGCUACGAGCAAAAAUGUAGAGACAAAGAGGAAACAGAACAGAACAUGAACAGAAGUGCCACCACUAGCAGUGCCAAGCAGCAAGAAAAGCUGUACGCCAAAACACAACAGGCCAAGCAGGCGGCAGAGGAAGCCGACCGGAUAUACAGUCAGAAUGUGUCUGUUUUGGGGAAGAUACGAGAGGAGUGGUUGAAUGAGCAUGUUAAAGCCUGUGAGUUUUUCGAGAAACAGGAAGUGGAGAGGAUUAACACUUUGAGGAAUAUAGUGUGGACUCAUCUCAAUCAUCUCUCCCAGCAGUGUGUCUCCAGUGAUGAGCUCUACGAGGAAGUGAGGAAGUCACUGGAGCAGUGUAACAUUCAAGAAGACAUUGAGCAUUUUGUCAACCUCAGAAGGACGGGAGACAAACCACCAGCACCCAUUCCAUAUGAGAACUUCUACAACAAUCAGAGAUCUGGUGUCGUUCGCUCACUUCCACCGCCCAGGAGAGCAGCAGCACCUCCACCGCCAGCUGCAGGAAAUGAUCCUCUAUACUCGACUGUAGCAGAACCAGGUCUUCUAGAGCCUUUCUGCUGCUCUGUAGGAUUACGUCAAGCAUCUGUGAGGUUUUUCAUCAAGCACAUUGGUUAUCUUCUAAUGCUGCUGCCAGCUUCCUAAAAUCAUAUGGUGAGAAUAUAUUGUAGCCUGGUAAAAAAAAGGUGAACUUUUCCACAAAAACAUUUUUAACUUGCUUACCUGAAAUCCACUCUUAACGAACUGUUGCAUAGAAGUUGUCACUACAUCGAUCACAUCAUCAAAACAACAUUGUAUAAAUCUGUGUACUUUAAUGACUGUAAAAAAGAUCGACUUAUAAAUAAAUUAAAGGGCACCUAUGAUGAAAAUCAUCUUUUGUAGGCUGUUUGGACAGAACUAUGUGUAGGUAUAGUGUGUUCACAGUCAUAUUGGGGUGAUAUAAAGACAGUAAGUCUCUUUUUUAAUUUCCUGAUGUUAAAACAUGACCCAAAUCUCUCCAAUUUUGAGGCUCACCACAACGUGACGUAGGAGCUCGCUUUUCCCACCCACUGAAUUGAUUGACAGCUGCAUAUUAACAUGUCUCCGUAGUAACACGUAUAAUCAUAUCAACAAGACAGCACGUGCACAAAGCAACUAGGAUUAAAAGAUCUGUUCAGCUCUCUGUGAUCAUCAACAAAUGUGAUCAAGAAUGAGUUUUACAAGUUUAAAAUGUUUUUACACUGCAUGUUUGUAAUAAAGACAGUAAAAUCGCUUUGUAAUUCAGUACAAUUAUAAAAGAAGAUGCUUCAGUCUCGGUUUGUGGACGUUAAAUCACGUUUAUUUUGUACAUUGACAUAACGGAUAUCCAUACAGCAGUGGAUUUCAAUGUGUAUCCCAUCACAUUUGCGGUUUAAAAACACUGCAAGGCUAAAUGUAUGUGUAUGCGUGUGCACGCGUGCGAGCGAUCUUUAUAAUGACAUUGUGUGUGACUCAUCAUUGCAGAAAGUCUUGAAUUAACUUCACAUCAAAUAUAACAAAUAACCAUUGAUAAAGUUCUUACUGUAGUAAGGGAGAUCAGCUUCAUUCUUGUCUGUCACUGUACUGUACAUCUACGUGAAGGCUAUGGCUCUGACAGGCAUGUGGGAACGGUGGGCGGGGAGAACCAGCUCGUUCACAUUAAAGGCACAGGCAACAAAAAUAGCUACAAUGUUAUAACAGCUCAAAUUUUCCAGAUUUAAAAAGGUUUAAUAAAUAAUCGGAUGGGUAUUUUAAGCUGAAAUGUUACAGACACAUACUGGAGACACAAAAGAUUUAUAUUAAAUCUUGAAAAUGGUUCAAAUAGGUGCCCUUUAAGAAAUUUAUAGUUGAAGUUAAUGAUUUUGAAGCACUAGUUGCAUCGAAUGGAAUUGCAGUGUUUUUUGAGCUUCUUGAUUGGGCUCGGCCAAUGGUGUGAGUUUGGACGUGGGGCUACCAUUUGGGCCAACUAAGCAGAUGAUGAGGACUAUUUUUAAUUUCAGUUUGGUGCAGCUAGUGUUGUGUAAAUGAAACAUUUCACUUUACAAAAAACUUUAAAGGUCCCAAAAAUAAUUUAUUUGUAGUGUAAAAUUCUAGAUACUGUCAGUACAGAGUACCCCUGGAUACAUUGCUUCAAUAAAUGUAUAUAUUACUUCA
Molecule: messenger RNA, 2678 nt
Organism: Danio aesculapii
Lineage: Eukaryota; Metazoa; Chordata; Actinopteri; Cypriniformes; Danionidae
Gene: pstpip2
Product: proline-serine-threonine phosphatase interacting protein 2
Exons: 15
Coding region: 96-1172 (358 amino acids)
Biological process (GO): actin filament polymerization
Cellular component (GO): cytoplasm; actin filament; plasma membrane
Molecular function (GO): actin filament binding
Source: RefSeq, a predicted model, not a curated record